GGGUGGCGUUCGACGUCGAAUUACCAUUUUUGAAAUGGCCUUCCUCUCUCCUGUGACUGGCAUUUUCAGUUAUGCACUUGAACCCAUAGCUCCCUUCACUUGGAUUGGCCUUCGUAUAAGCACACUCGAUGUUGCUGCAGCUUUUCGUCUUUGUCUUGUCCUACGUCAAAUCCGGGAAGAUUUAUACAGAAAACAUGUUAAGGUCCAUGGCCACACAUCAGUAGAGGCAAGGUCUUUUGUCAGAAGCGCGUCUACGGCUUUGACGGUUGUAUUCGGAGGAGAAGGCUUGACUUGCCCGUAUCUUAUGGUACCACCCUCGUUUAUGGUCUCUGGCAUCGUGCCAAUAUUCUACACUGUGAUACAAGGAAUUGUGGACAUGGCUCCUUCCGUCCCGGAAAUGUUUUUCGCCAUGGAACUUCCACUAUCAGUACUCGAUGGAUUUUCCCGUGCAUUUCUACUUUGCGAUCUCAUACCACCCAUGGUGACGCAAAAUGCGUCUUCUGCCAUUUCCGCUUCACCUUGGACACUUCUGGUAACGUCCUUGGUUGCUGCGAACGGUGGUUUCUUCCUCACGAAUCUGUUUUCAUUCAUGAACCCUACACCUCUUGCACUCCAGACACCACCAGAAUUGCAAGCCUAUGGGUGGACGACUGCCGAUCUCUGGUGUGCGCCGCUCGUCACCGGGAUUUACGCUCUCCUUACGCACGCGCAGCCUUUUUGGGCUGAAUCCCAUACUUUGGUGACUGAGUUGCUCGGUAUGAGUGUCCAAGGAAAGCCUGUGGAACCUGUUGAUCCCGAGACAGCCAGAGCAUUUUGUGCUCUUAUACUCGCUUGUUUGUUUUCUGGACGAACAGUGAAAAAUUUUACCAACUACUUCAAUCGUCCUGUAGGGGUGAUAAGGAAGAAAUUGCAGAAAGAACCAAAAAUGAAGACGCAAUGAUUAUGGCGAUUAUUUCAGACUUUAAACAAACUAGAGAUUUCAUUGAGUACAGUUUGUUAUUCUGAUGAUGUCACAGUAUUAGAGUAUAUGUAGAUGAGUUUUUUCCUGUGUAUUGGAUUGUCGCAGAACUU
This is a messenger RNA of Lentinula edodes (shiitake mushroom), 1071 nucleotides long. RefSeq lists its product as uncharacterized. NCBI's taxonomy places the organism in Eukaryota, Fungi, Basidiomycota, Agaricomycetes, Agaricales, Omphalotaceae. The record is from RefSeq and is a predicted model, not a curated record. Bases 35 to 940 code for a protein of 301 amino acids. The transcript has 4 exons.